AUGCGUCAUGAAGGGCAAGAUCGAGAGCGCCGUAAGGCCAAAGAGGCUGAAGUCGACAGCAAAAGUCAGUACCCUGUUCCGGAGUUGCCGAAGAAGGUGGACUCUGGAGGUGGCAGUGGGCCUCUCAUCGAGUUCAGCACUGAGGCCCGCGAUGAUCCCAAUGAAGGCUUGAACUUUGGCGAUAUGCCAGAGAGAUGCACCUGCCCGCAUUGUGAGCGAGCGGUUGUCACUUUCAUUGACUAUGAAGCUUCAUGGGUGACUUGGCUUUUGGCCAUUGUGGUUUGGUUCAGCCUGGGGUGGAUGGCCUUUUGGGUCUUGCCACUGCUUUGGCCUGCCUUCAAGGACGUGGUGCAUCAUUGCCCACGCUGCCUCAACGUGAUUGCCCGAAAGUCAAGGAUUUCGCUGCCCACAUUUCGGACAGAGGUGUGUAGCAUCAAGGUGGGCAAUUGUGCGGUGGUCCUGGCACGAAAAUAUGUCAUCAUAUUCUUGGGUCUUUUGUUCACGAUUGUGGCUGUUUAUUGCUUGCGCUCCUUCGUGCACGUCAAUGGGGCAUCGCCGGAGGUGAGCAAAGGUACACCUUCCAAGCUGACUUGGGAGGACUUUCUCUACGAUUGUGGGCCAAAGUCUUCGCUAAGGCUCUUGGUCAUCAUGUGGCCUUUCGACCACAUCUUCAAGAUCACCUGGAGCGGUCAAUGGAUGGUCGGCAGAACUGAGAAAGCCAUGAUCUUGACUGGUGUCACGGUGAUUGGGCUCAGCGGCUCUCGGCUCAACCUCUAA
Molecule: messenger RNA, 777 nt
Organism: Durusdinium trenchii
Lineage: Eukaryota; Dinophyceae; Suessiales; Symbiodiniaceae
Source: the annotation of a GenBank genome assembly